Oncorhynchus kisutch (coho salmon) is the source of this 2893-nucleotide messenger RNA. RefSeq names its product fos-related antigen 2. Gene Ontology annotation, molecular function: DNA-binding transcription factor activity, RNA polymerase II-specific; RNA polymerase II cis-regulatory region sequence-specific DNA binding. The transcript is spliced from 4 exons. Gene Ontology annotation, biological process: regulation of transcription by RNA polymerase II. The record is from RefSeq and is a predicted model, not a curated record. NCBI's taxonomy places the organism in Eukaryota, Metazoa, Chordata, Actinopteri, Salmoniformes, Salmonidae. Gene Ontology annotation, cellular component: nucleus. Bases 567 to 1583 code for a protein of 338 amino acids.
UUUCACAAUUCAUUCGCGGUUUCCUGUUUCCUGAGCGACAUGUUGUUUUAUCUGAAGCCCGAAGAAGCUAAGCCUACAGCUCUCAUCUCUGCAGCGCUGGACGGAAACACUCUUGUAUGUGACGUCAAUUAAACCGUGGUAGCUACCCACACACUUCAGCUCUGACGGCAAUUGUCCUUUUUUUGGAUGCCUGCGUCAGCAAGACCUUUUUAAAAACACCACAUGGCAUACAUGGAAUCAGUUGACCAUAUUUGCAAUUUCCAUGAUGUGUUAAAGAGUUUUUCAGACAUUGUAUUAUCACCGAGGUACCGGAUCUAGAAUUUAUCCCAUUUGGCUAUAAAUAAGUUUCAGUCUUCACAGUCGCAGCUACCUCCGUCUCCCCGUGCGCCUGGAUGAUGACGUGCUCGUCCAGGCAGAACGAUAGAUUUCAACAGCAUCACUUCAUAAAAUAUAGUCUUUCUAUUGACAAAUUAACUAUUUAAUUGGUACUAGUAAACGGCGACUAAAUAAUUAGAGUUUUGUCCACUGCAUUCUGAGUGUUUGUUGGCUCGCGGAACACACGGACCAUGCAUCUGAACCACUCCGCGGACCACGAGACCACUCUCCGUGGCGGGAAAAGGAGUCAGCUCGAGCUCUCAUCCGACGCCAUCAAUAGUUGGGCAUCCUCAAAAUCCCAACAGUAUCCUGUCAAAAUGCAGCUACCCAGCAGUUCCUUCAUCCCCACCAUCAAUGCCAUCACGUCCAGUCAGGAGCUGCAGUGGAUGAUCCAGCCAGCCAUUCUAGCCUCCAAGCCUGGCCACUGCCUACCCUCUCACCCCUACCAGCCCCUGGACAUCAGCAGUAGCCUGGGGCCUGGGAGCCACACAAGGCUCGGGGUAAUACGGACAGUGGGCAACACGCAUGGAAGGAGCAGGCGUAGUGAUCAGUUGAACCCAGCUGAAGAGGAGAGGAGAAGGUUGAGGAGAGAAAGGAACAAGCUGGCUGCUGCCAAGUGUCGCAACCACAGGAAGGAGCUGACCGACCAACUGCAAGGAGAGACUGAUGAACUGGAGAGAGAGCAGGCCUGCUUGAAGACCCAGGUUGAGAGGCUCCAGGAGGAGAGAGAGAAGCUGGAGCGCAUGUUAGUGUCGCAUGCCCCAGUGUGUCUACUGGGCUGUGAUGGCCAGGCCCAGCCACUGCCCCCUCCUGCCCCGACCAUGUACCCCACAGCCACCUCCCCCCUGGCCAAACCCCUGAGCCCCCCUCCCGCGAUAAAGCAGGAGCCUCAGGAGGAGAUGCUGUUCUCCUUUCACCACCAUGAACACUGCGCCAUCAAACCCACCUAUCGCCAUGUAGAAGAGUACUGUCCCAGUGUCGACAGCUUCACCACCCCAUCCAUGGUGAGCUGCAGCCCAGCCCGUUUGGUGGAUCUAUCCUGUCCCAUGCUGUCUCACCAUCACCCCAGCCUGGGUGGGCAGGAUAGGUCAUUCCGGGAAGAGGCCCUUCCCAACAACUUGCUCUCCAAGCCUCUCCCUGGUAGUGACAUGAGUCUUGAGGAUGGACUACUGGGACCACGAUUCUCCCCCAACUUGUUGACUCUGUAGGGCAAUGAUUUACAGUAAAGUGGACAAAUAUAAUGUACAGCGCUAUACUGUACUUUAAUCACUAUGGCAUGUUCAGAUGCUAUUCUUUGAAAUACUUCACCAGCAACUGAUUUGGUCUGCCUGGUACAAUGGAACUAAUGGAAUUGUCCCAAAAGUACAAACUCCAUGCUAAGGCCUAGAUUCAAUCAGAUCGAGUGUUAAACUGUGAUAGAAGACACACGAAUAACGAAUGUUUUUGCUGUCAGAGGUGGAACUGCGUUGGAGCCGUGAAAUCGGUGAGUAGCUGCUCUUGCAAUCAUUGUCAAGAAUCCACAUCUGUCCCCACUCGCUUUGGAAGUUCAGAGCGAGAAAGUGUAGCCUAUAUAUAAAUAAUUACGCUCAAAUUGAAAAAUAAUGAAACUAUAUAAAGAGGAUUUCUAUCAGCCUAAUUGAUGUGUAGAUUCCAUCUCACAUUCCAGUGUUCCAUCUUGGAACAAGGCAGCAUGGGAUUUCUGUUAAUGUGACUCUGUGAAGCCAAUGGCAAUAUCCGCUUUAGGUAUAAUGUCUGGAGCCACUUGUGGAUUUGACAGCUCUAACAGCAGUUCCACCUCUGACACCACCAAAACAACCGGAAUGCUGAUGUCACUAAAGCGGUUCUGAUUGAAUAGAGCACUUUCUCAAGCACAGACUAGGCUAUAGUAUACUGUCAAGUAUCUAAAGGUUUUUGACAUGUGUAUUUUACUGAGCUCUGGAGAGGAUUCUUCCCUUGUAAGAGGAAGAUAAACGUUUAACUAGAUAUUCUUUGUUAAUUAGAAAUUAACAUCACAAUUCCUUUACAAGUUUGGCUCUUGUCAAUAUUUCAAUCAUAUCCAUUUUCAAACUGAAAAUCGGUUGACUGGUAGUUUGGUUUGUUAGACGCUAGAUGGUGCUGCAAGACAUUGCCUUGGCACAACUGUAAAGCACUACUGUAAAUCACAAUGGCAAAUAUUUAUUAACCACUAGUUCUGUUUAGUAUUUAAUUAUUUAAUUGCUGUGCCAUUUAUUAAAGCCAAUCUAUAUGUAGAAGCCAUUUUAUGAUUUUAAGUUGGAAUAAUGGGUUGUCACGACAACACUGACAAAUUUUCUACAGUCAAAUGUGAUGUGAACACAAUGCAAACAUUACUUACCAUACAUCUGAGGUAGAAGUGUCAAAGCAAUAUUGUCAUCCACAAUUAUUUGCUAUAAUGUUGACCUUUAUAUUUAUCUCAUAUUGUGUGUUAUUCAUUCUUGACGGUUUUCAUUAGGUUUCAAUGUAUUAUUCAAGGCAGUACAAUAAAUUAAUAGGAAGAGUA